CCCGUCGUGCCCCUCGCUCCUCCGUUCUAAUUUUUUUCUGCUCGUCAUUCACCGACGCCGCGUCGCGUCGCGAAAAAAAGAACUGAAAACUCCUGCGUCUUUUUUAAGUCGGCCUUCUCCUUCUGGGUUGUCGCUCGCGCGCAAAAAAAACUAUCAGCCAUGGACCGGCUGUUGAGACUGGGUGCUGGUGGGAUGUCGGGGCUGGGCCAGGGCCCUCCUAGUGAUGCCCCAGCAGUGGACACAGCUGAGCAGGUGUACAUCUCUUCUCUGGCCUUGCUCAAGAUGCUGAAGCAUGGGCGAGCAGGUGUGCCGAUGGAGGUGAUGGGCCUGAUGCUGGGAGAGUUUGUGGACGACUAUACAGUCCGCGUCAUUGACGUUUUCGCCAUGCCGCAGUCCGGCACGGGCGUGAGCGUCGAAGCCGUGGAUCCCGUAUUUCAGGCCAAGAUGUUGGAUAUGCUCAAGCAAACCGGCCGGCCUGAGAUGGUGGUCGGGUGGUACCACAGCCACCCGGGGUUCGGCUGUUGGCUCUCAGGUGUCGACAUCAACACACAGCAGAGCUUUGAGGCGCUGUCGGAGCGAGCUGUCGCCGUGGUGGUCGAUCCCAUCCAGAGCGUCAAGGGCAAGGUUGUCAUCGAUGCCUUCCGACUGAUAAAUCCCAACAUGAUGGUGCUCGGACAUGAACCACGCCAGACCACUUCCAACCUAGGCCACCUCAACAAGCCCUCGAUCCAGGCAUUGAUUCAUGGGCUCAACCGGCACUACUACUCAAUAUCCAUCAACUACAGGAAAAACGAGCUGGAGCAGAAGAUGCUGCUGAACCUACAUAAGAAGAGCUGGAUGGAUGGCCUUUCCCUGCACGAGUACAACGAGCACUGCAAGCUCAACGAGAGCACCGUCAAAGAGAUGUUGGAUCUGGCCAAGUGCUACAAUAAGGCUGUUGAAGAGGAAGACAAAAUGACUCCAGAGCAGCUGGCUAUAAAGAAUGUUGGCAAACAGGACCCCAAGCGACACCUAGAAGAGCACGUGGACGUGCUGAUGUCCUCCAACAUCGUGCAGUGCCUUGGGGCCAUGCUGGACACUGUUGUCUUCAAGUGACGAGGCUCCUGCUCUUCGAGACAACAAUUAUUAAUUAAAUGCCACUGAUUAGGAAAAAUUACCCAGCCUAGGGUUUCCAGAGAGCACACAUCAUCACACAUCCAUUGUGGCCAAACACACUUAAUGGACAGAAAGACAAGCUAGAGUUUCCCAAACCGCGUUUGUCGUGCCCCCCCCACCCCCAACCCACCGCAAAGGAGCUUCCUUAGCAUGUUUUUGCCAUUGUUUUCUAUUCAGAUGCAAAUUAAUGUUGUUAAAGCAUCACAUGGAAUCUGAUUGGGAAAUAAAUGUAAACCUUAUCAUCAUUGUGGAGUGUUGGGGGGUGGGGGAAUUGACUUUUUGGAGAACAUGUGACUCAAGUGCUUUUGCCUGUCGGUUCUGUCCUCGUAUUUAAAUGCACCUGGGUCACUUCUCAACACGGUGGCAGCGUGUUAAACUAGGGAGGCUCGAUGUGCUUGUCAAAGUGGACUGGUGUUUGUAUCUCUUACUGCUAUGUACGAUGGCUAAAGCCAUGCGGCAAGGGCAUGACGAUCCAUAUGUAUAAUAAAAUAACGGUCACUUUCCUGAAAAACACAAAAGUAUAAGCUUGCCUUUCAAAGACGUUCAGUUUUUGCCACCAAAUUUGAAUUUUAUUUCCCCUACGCCCCCCCCAUCUUACUGGCUGUGGGUUUUAUGCAGCAUGCAUACGGCGCAUAGUGAGAGUUGCGAGGACAUGUUUGAUCAAGGUGUGAUGGAGCAAUAGAAAGGUUGAGACGUCCUCUCUCUGCGGCGUUGGAGUCCCCUUGUGUCUCAACCUAUGUAAAGGUGAAUGCUGUUGAAAAUCUUUUUGAAUUUUAAGGUUAUUAAAGUAUCCGUAAUACCCACGACGUAUAUUUACACAAAAAUAAGCAACAAGCCUUAUAGUUUACACUCGAAACAAUUUUCUCGUUCCAUCGACGAGUCUGUCGCUUCAUUUCUUUUGUGGCCGUUUUACUUUUGAUCGUUUUAACAUCUUGACGUUUUAACGCAGUUUGUGUACACGCUGCGAAAAGGUGGCGUUCCAUAUAAAAAAUAAAAACAAAAGCAAGACAAAAGAAACAAUCUCA
This is a messenger RNA of Petromyzon marinus (sea lamprey), 2180 nucleotides long. It is a transcript of the gene PSMD14, whose product is annotated as proteasome 26S subunit, non-ATPase 14. Lineage: Eukaryota; Metazoa; Chordata; Hyperoartia; Petromyzontiformes; Petromyzontidae. The record is from RefSeq and is a predicted model, not a curated record. Gene Ontology annotation, molecular function: metallopeptidase activity; protein binding.